Oryzias melastigma (Indian medaka) is the source of this 1726-nucleotide messenger RNA. It is a transcript of the gene oser1, whose product is annotated as oxidative stress responsive serine-rich 1. Lineage: Eukaryota; Metazoa; Chordata; Actinopteri; Beloniformes; Adrianichthyidae. The record is from RefSeq and is a predicted model, not a curated record. Bases 420 to 1415 code for a protein of 331 amino acids. The transcript is spliced from 4 exons. Gene Ontology annotation, biological process: cellular response to hydrogen peroxide.
UGCUUUUCGUCCCCUUGACGUCAGCAGCGCUGUUAUUGCAAAGUCACUGCGACGGUUUGACUGUAAACAAGCUGCGGGCCCAGCAGAACAAUAGUCCCCUCGGCGGGGUUACCGUUGCCGCCGUGGUGUCUUCGUGGUUCCGGGUGUUGGUUGUGGAUCUGUGGAAAGACACCGAGACCCCGCUGGUCUCAUUUUGCCCGCGAACAGCUCGUUUAGCCUCACAAGGCUCGCGCAGCUAGCUGCUAAAGCUAACGCUAGCUGCUAAAGCCAGAGCUAGCUGCAGCUAGCUUGUUCGCUUAGCUCACUGGCGUUUCAUCUCCCGAGGAGAACACCCGCAUGUCCAGAGAGUCUCCCUUUCUCCGUGUCGAGUCCAGCGACAGAGAACCCUGGGGGGCUGGUCAGAGCAGCCUCCUCCAACCAUGGAGGCAGGAGGUCAAGACUGUGAGGAGGAGAUCCUGCAGACGGCUUUCAAGAAACUGAAAGUGGAUGCUGAGAGAAUCCCAGGACCUGUGAGCGUUACCGAGGCAACAAAGGCCAAAUUCAGCUGCACAAAGGAGCACUGGCACUGUUGUACUAGAAAAUCCACCAGAGGAGCGUCCAGGAGCCAGCGGCGCCGGAGGUCCAAGUCCCCCAUCCUCCACCCUCCCAAGUUCACGUACUGCAGCGCCAGCACCGCCUCGGUGCUGCCACCAUCUGGUGGAUGUCCCAAACAGCAGCUCAUGGCUGUGCCAGCGCCGGGAGAUCUGCAUCCAGCCUGUGAUGAGAAGACCGCUCCGGCGGUGGCCCCCCCGCUUCCUGUGACCCCCCCUCUGGGCUUUGAGUCUAGUUCUGGUUACGACACGGAGCAUGGAGGUGUGGGUUCUGCUGCAGCUGCCCCCAGGUGGGAGGCUCCCAGUUCUUUACCUGUCCAGGUGUGCAAAGAAGGCGGCCCUGAUAAAAGUGCCUGUGAUGGAGUGGAUUGUGGAGCGGCAGCACAGUGGAGGUCCAGAGCUCCAGAUUCUGCAGAUUUCCGUGCUUUAUCUGAGCUCCACAGUCGCAGCUGUGCAGAGAUCCCCGGCGUCUCCUGCUCCUGCUCUCACGCCGCAUGCUCGGACGCCCAGGAGGAGAGCGGCCAGGACGGCAGACUUCCGUGCAGCUGCAGCGCCUCUCGUCAGGGAUGGGCCGGCGUGGAGGUGUACUCCUUCACCGGGCUCCGCAAUGUCAUCUCAGAGUGUGAGCAGGGCCUGCCGGUCCAGGAGGACAGAUGCAGAACUCUGAGCAGCACGACUCUGUCGUCUGGAUCGCCUCGCUCCUGCUCAGAACAGGCUCGGGCCUAUGUUGAUGACAUCACAAUAGAGGACCUUUCUGGGUACAUGGAGUAUUAUCUUUACAUCCCCAAGAAGAUGUCACACAUGGCUGAGAUGAUGUACACUUAAGAGCCACUUCCAUGGUUUUAACGAACAAAAAUAAAGAAGCUUCUUGUCUGUGUGGAGGAGAGGGAAGAUACAGGGUUCACACUGAUGCAACUCUCACUGAUUUGAUCUGGCACUGACACAGUUCUACCGACUGCUUCUCGGUAGCUGGGACUUUUGCUGAUCAGCUUUUUUAAUUGAUCAUUUUCAAAUGAAGUUGCCAAAACUCCUGAGAUGAGAGCAGCUUUGAAAUCUGCUGUGACUGUAGUAUUUUCAGCUCCAGGUCACCCGUUUGAGUUUCAGUCCAUCCAAUAAAGAUGCUUUUUCUGUGCCAA